Colletotrichum karsti is the source of this 708-nucleotide messenger RNA. RefSeq lists its product as uncharacterized. The coding region runs from base 1 to 708 and encodes 235 amino acids. NCBI's taxonomy places the organism in Eukaryota, Fungi, Ascomycota, Sordariomycetes, Glomerellales, Glomerellaceae. The transcript has a single exon. The record is from RefSeq and is a predicted model, not a curated record.
AUGACGCCAACGGUUCUCUCCUCAGCUUCGCCAACCGAGCUGCUCCAUUACAUCGUCACAUUCCAAGCACAUCCGACCACUAUCAUCAUUGGCUGUCCCGAAGAGGAAUUCGUCUCGUCAGUAACAGCAGACAUCAAGAGCCAGGUCACUGAAGAACGACUCGAGCGCUGGGAAGCACAUCUGGACCAAGAUCCUCCGCAUCCUCUCCUCGGAGCGCCGCUUUUUCGGGAGGUCAUCGCUCGUCACAUCCGCCUCAUCUUCGUUCCGACCGUCGCCCAUCUUCGCGCCAAUUUAUCCGUCUUCUCCCCUGCGGACUCCUCGAUACCACCUCCUCCAAACCCUCCUCUGCCAUCGAAUAAGCAGAAACUCCCUUUACUUCUCAUCUACGGAUUCCUUGAUCUUCACCGGGACAGCAGUGAAUGGAGUGCGCAAGGCAUUGGCAGCUCAGCCGCCGUGCUGGUCGAAGCAGCUCAGCGGACCCAGUUCAAACCAAUCAUCGUGGAACCCAAGGGCGCAGGAGGUCACCAGGAUUUCAAGGCUCUCCUGCGAGAAGACGCCCCAGUGCUGAGUGGGAGCUUGAGAAGGGAUGAGGGCGGAUGGACUGGGAGGACGGUGCAUGUGAAAAGAGUGCUGGGUCGCUGGUUCCGAUUCCAAACAGGCUAUUGGGACAUUCAAUGGCCAGAAGAGAAACCCCAAGACCAACACUGA